Messenger RNA from Dendronephthya gigantea, 1534 nucleotides. RefSeq names its product epoxide hydrolase 4-like. The transcript is spliced from 12 exons. The record is from RefSeq and is a predicted model, not a curated record. Gene Ontology annotation, molecular function: hydrolase activity. Lineage: Eukaryota; Metazoa; Cnidaria; Anthozoa; Malacalcyonacea; Nephtheidae. Bases 119 to 1150 code for a protein of 343 amino acids.
UCAUCUUGGAUUAUAGUGGAACGCGUACAUGUAUGCUUUUCGCAAAUCGUAAUUUGUAAAUUUGAAGAAAUAUAAAGAUUUUUGCUGCAAGAAAACUAGAAAAGUGCAACACAGAACCAUGGCAAACUUGGUAUUCAGAUUCAUAAAAUUUGCUGUGCUGUAUUCCUUAGCAGGAUUUUAUGGAUUUUUUGUAUCACUGUUCUUGCUUGGAAAAUUAUGUCAAUUACGAAUGUCAUUUUUUAAGAAAAGACAAGGAACACAAGUUCCAGCAUGUCUUCAAGAUUCUUCUCUUGGGGAUCAUCAUUACAUCACAACUAAAUCAGGGCAUAAAUUUCAUUAUGUUGCCAAAGGAAACCCGGGAAAACCUUUGAUGUUGUGUCUGCAUGGAUUUCCUGAAUUUUGGUUCAGUUGGAGAUUUCAACUGAAAGAGUUUUGUGAUGAUUACAGGGUUGUGGCCCUUGACCUGAGAGGUUAUGGUGAUAGUUAUCAACCAAAAGGGAUAUCAAAUUAUGCUCAGCAUCUGCUUGUUCAGGAUGUUGAAGAAGUUAUUGAGGCCCUUGGAUAUUCAUCUUGCGUUCUUCUUGGUCAUGACUGGGGGGGAGUUAUUGCUUGGAACUUCGUACAAAGAUAUUCUGAAAUCGUUGAUAAACUUGUCAUUAUGAAUUCACCGCAUCCAAUAAUAUUUUUAAAAUAUUUGCGAUCAAAUUGGAGCCAAUUCUUCAGGAGCUGGUACAUUUUCCUUAAUGUACUUCCGUACCUGCCUGAAGUCUUAUAUUCCUACAAUGACUGCGUCUUUAUGGACGAUAUAUUUGUUGGUGAAGCAUGGACAGAUGAAAUCAAAGAUGCUUUUAAGUAUUCUUUUUCCAAACCUGGCGCUUCGACUGCUGGAGUCAAUUACUAUCGUUGUUCCCUCUUGUAUGGAGAUGAACCGCAACCAUGGAAAAGAAAGUUAGAGAAAACCAUAUCGAUGCCAACACUGGUUGUUUGGGGAGACAAGGAUAAAGCUCUUGAUAUAUCUUUGUUAAAUGAUCUGGAUCAUUACGUCAAAAAUCUGACUGUAAGGAUUGUUGAAGGAGCAACUCAUUGGGUGCAACAAGAUAAACCUGAUGUUGUCAACCGUCAUGUUCGAGAGUUCCUAAAAGCCUGUUAAAAUCUAUGAACAAAUCAAACGAAGAAUCCAUUGUCCAUCCAAUCAUUUGAUUCUUGAACUAUAAUGUGAUUGCGUAUUUCUUGUACAAUUCGGCGGAUUUGGAGUUGUAGACGGAUGAAUACCUAGUAAAUAUAGCCCUGCAGUGCGGAUGAAUACCUAGUAGUAUACUUAGUAUAGUAUGUUCAUAUACACAGUCAUGCAGUGACUCAGUGAAUUCUUGCCACUGAUGUUCAUGGAUGUCAUAUUUUUUUGGCGCGUGCGCGUGGCGCGUGCUACUUACAGUAAUGUAUAAAAACCAUAUUAUAUAGGAUUUUAUAUAUUAGAUAGAGAGAAGGGAAUGAUUGGUAGAGUGUAGAGCCUGAUACUUUAAGGAAUAAAGCGUAU